This is a messenger RNA of Pygoscelis adeliae (Adelie penguin), 3983 nucleotides long. It is a transcript of the gene SMTNL2, whose product is annotated as smoothelin-like 2. Gene Ontology annotation, biological process: positive regulation of vasoconstriction; actin cytoskeleton organization. Gene Ontology annotation, cellular component: M band; filamentous actin; I band. The record is from RefSeq and is a predicted model, not a curated record. Gene Ontology annotation, molecular function: protein phosphatase 1 binding; tropomyosin binding. The transcript has 10 exons. NCBI's taxonomy places the organism in Eukaryota, Metazoa, Chordata, Aves, Sphenisciformes, Spheniscidae. Bases 1 to 1338 code for a protein of 445 amino acids.
AUGACUUACUCUGGGGACUGUUCUUUCGAUGAUGGCAUUGGGACCUUGUGUGCCAGUGGCACUUGUGAAACAGGCUAUGCCAUUUGCAAACUCGACACUUUUCAGAAAUUCAGAAGGACACGCCUGCGGGCGCAGCUGGAGCGCCUGUCUCGGCAGGUGGAGGCUCUCGGCCGGUCGGCGGGGCUGCCGCAGGAGUGGGCGGACGAGGCGGCGGGGAGCCCCCCGGCCGCGGGGCCCGGGUCUCCGGGGCAGGUUUCGUCCGGCGGAAGGUUCUCCAGCCGUGCCAAGCUAGCGGUCGCUGGCCGGAGCCAAAGUGUAGACCUGGAUGACCACCACAAACCUGAGUUUAGAAGAGUUUUUAGUUCUUCCAUCAUUGAAAAUGGGCAUCAGUCUUCAUCAGGUCAGGCAAAAGUCUCCCAUGAACUGACCUGUUUUCACACAUCAGACUCUUCCCCUGAAGCCCAUGCCCCUGCAGUCACCUUACAGAUGCCCCACCUUCCUGUUACUGCAGUAACCAGGAUAUCAGAGAAGUUUUCAGGAGAGACCAUCUGUUCAACAGGAACAACUAAUAUGUCUCCUGGCCUGCUGGGACAGAGCAAGAGCAAAAAUGCGAUGGCAGUGAAAACGUCCAACCAGUCAGUGAAGGCCUGGAAUUCAAGUACAGUAAGAACAGUGCGUUCAUCUGCCACUGGAGAGAAUACCACUUCUGUCACUAAGUCUGUCUCAACUGUGAGCUAUGGGACGAGUAGUGGAACCAAAACUGGUGAAAGUGCCACUGACAGUUACUGUGAUGUGAACCCCAGCUCUCACUCCUCUCCUCCCACUGUACAUCGCCAAGUUGAAAGGAGGCGAGAACUGGUGCGGUCUCAGACGCUCCCACGGACUACAGGAACACAGGCCAGGAAAGCGCUUUUUGAGAAAUUUGAACACGAUGGUGGAAAAGGAAAAGGAGAAUCCAGAGCUAAGCUGAAGAGGUCGCAGAGUUUUGGGGUUGCCAGCGCUAGCAGCAUUAAACAAAUUCUGUUAGACUGGUGUCGCUCAAAAACCAUAGGAUACAAGCACAUUGAUCUCCAGAACUUCUCCUCAAGCUGGAACGAUGGGAUGGCAUUCUGUGCUCUUGUGCAUUCUUUCUUUCCUGAAGCUUUUGAUUAUAAUAAGCUUGACCCAGCUAAUCGCAAGCAGAACUUUGAGCUGGCCUUCACCAUGGCUGAGAAAAUGGCUCACUGUGAUCGUCUGAUAGAAGUGGAUGACAUGAUGGUGAUGGGUCACAAGCCAGAUCCCAUGUGUGUCUUCACCUAUGUCCAGUCUCUAUACAAUCAUCUGCGACGCUUUGAAUAAAACUAUCGACACCUCUCCAGCCUGAAGGGUCAAGUACAGUAUGCUAAUGGGAAGAGUGACUUUUUGCAAAUGGAACGCAGUGUUAUUUCUUGCUUUUUACUGUCCCUUUGCUUACAUUCAACUGUGUGGCUGGCUGACUGAAGUGUUGCUGAGCAGCGCCCCAAGUGUUGAUCACAUCAGCAUGUCAGUAAUACAGAAAUACGUUUGAAAAAGACAAAAAAACAUAGGGAAAGGCAAAUGCUGUCAUUUUGGUGCUAGUAGUAGGCUGGAUUAUUAAUAUUCUUGUGUUUAAAGAUCACAGGAAGCUAAUUUGCUGCUCCUUUCUCUGUUAGGCUGGGGACACAGUUUUAGGCAGUGACAGGUAACUGCUACGAAAGUGUUCCCUCUUAAAAUGCAGGUAAAAGUCCAGAAGAUAGCACCUUCAAUUCCACUUCUCUGUUGAGCAUAGCACAAAAGAAAUAGCAAAUGGACAAGGAAAAUUCCGUUUAGCAAACAAUAACCUAGAGUACUCAACCACUAGGGCAAUAUUGCCCCUCCUCCAACCCUACCCCCCACUCCAGCAUGCAUGCACACGCGCACACACACACACACACACAUCAAACAGGCAUUGUUCUGUUCUCUUAAAGCAGAAAGAGAACGCAGCCUCUUACCUGCUGACUGGGGCGACAGAUAACUACCAUGUUACACAACAGAGUUUGUCUGUAAUGGUCAACUCUGAAGUGAUUUGCUUAGAGGCUUGCUAAAGCCUCUGCUGGCAGUCCUGGAUUAAUUUCUUGAUCAUGAAGAACAGCAACAGCUGGGACUGUUCUGUGUAAGAGAUUGUGUGUUUGCAUGAUUUAGGAUCACAGGAAAGGGGGGGUGCUAGCAAGAUACUAAAUCCUCUGAACAGUUGUAAUAAAGCAUGCUACAGUCUUGCUUCUGACCUGGACUCUGGGGGAGAGCAACUCUCCAGUGUGGACAGGAAUGAAGUCUUUACGACUUGCUCAGUCCUCAUGCUGACUCUGAGGUUGACAGGCAAUAUGCCAAAAAAGUAUGAAAGAUGUGGGAGUUUUGAAAUGCUAGUUUCCAUUUUCAGUUAAAUUAGUGUUAAAACCACAAUAUAGUGGGAUUAUUCCAGAUUUACGGGACAAAAAGGUCAUAUGUCACCCUUUCUGGUUUUCUCUUUGAUAUAUCAACAAAGCUUUGUUUUCACAGUGAAUGUUAAAAACAAAACCACUAAAAAAGCAUACUUAAAAAAAGCCUUUUAAAAUUACUUCUUCCCUAAGAACAGGCUCAUAGAAAGUAAAAUAUGAAAGCCACAAGCCCUCUGCUCAUGCUAGAGAAUGUUUUUUAACCUGCAUUUGUGCUUUUUGUAGAUAUUUAUAAAGAUGACUUUGGUUCUGUAUUGAUGACCCAUUUAUAAUAAAAUAUGUCAAAUGUGCUUCAGAUUUACUGCUUCUCUUUAGAAUGAAGUGACAGGUAACAAAGCAAAAUCAGUGGAAAGAACCCACAGCUUUUGCUUAGAAGAUUUUUGUUCUAGCCAUGAUGCUGUGUGCUCUGAAUUUCAGUGUAAAAAAGUACAGAAGUUCAGUGGCAUUUGGAAUAGGAUUUUAGUUCAGCCUCCCUUUCUAGUGAAGGUUACUUAGGAAACCAUGAAUGAAGCAACCACUUUGUUAGCAGUCUCAGAAAAAAAAACCCACAAAACACACCACCAAAAGUGUACAAAGGUAAAGUAUAAGUUAACUGCUGAAGGUCUGGAUCAUCAAGUUCUGUUUGAAGUGUAGCUAGGCUGUUGCUAUGACACUGUGGAAAUAGUUUGAAAGACUUUUAAAUAGACAUCUUUUAAUACAAGUAUCUGAAAGAUACUUGGUCAAACUAGCAGGGUCCUUGGUAUUGCUAAUCUCACAGCUUUAAUGCAAGUGGCCAGAGGUUGGGUGGGCUGUUUGUAUUUGUCACAUGACUGCCAUUGUCUUCAGUUUUUGACUUUCCCUUGAAUGAUCAUAAUUCUGAGGAGAAAGUGUGCACCUGUUCCUCCACCAAACGCACUAUAAGGAUAAACACGCUGUACUUGUAUUUUGAAGAAGUGAUUGGAGUAAGCAUGAUGAGAAAUCUGUCCACAACUGGCACAUACGAUACACAUAUUUACAUUCUUACAGCAGAAUACUUUUCAUUGACUAGCAGAGCCAAGUUCCACUGUAGCUACAAUAAGAGGGGCAAUACUGGCUUUAUACAUCACAUUCCUUCACAGUCCCAGGUCAUGGAUGAUUUUCCUGUGUGAUGUGAGUGCUAAAGACACAGGUAAGUGCUUGGCCAAUUUAGGCCUGGUAGCAAAUAAUUAUAUAAAGGAAGACAAUAAAAUUAUUGCCAAUUUACCAGGGGGAGUUUACAUCCUUUCUAUAAUUUAGCUUGUUUUCACAGCUACCCAGAAGCUAUUUGUACAGGUUUUCUAAAGUCUUCCCACUUCAGAGAGGUGAUCGUAAAGAUACCUGGUACUUGCCUGGUACUGACUAAUUUUAACUGCUGGUGGUUCGCAUAUAAGAAGAUGAGGGAGAUGGUGCUGUGACAGUUUUAGAAAAACCUACAGCUUUGUGUGUUAAGAGAAGUCUGAUCUAUAUGAAUAACCUUGACUGUUAGACUGUAUGAUUAAAUUUAAAUUAAUGUAAUGU